Molecule: messenger RNA, 948 nt
Organism: Metarhizium album ARSEF 1941
Lineage: Eukaryota; Fungi; Ascomycota; Sordariomycetes; Hypocreales; Clavicipitaceae
Exons: 3
Coding region: 1-948 (315 amino acids)
Cellular component (GO): RAVE complex
Source: RefSeq, a predicted model, not a curated record
AUGACGCUCGAAGUCUGGCCUCACCUCUCCCCCGAGGAGCUGCACAUCAAAGCCGCCGAAUCCCUGGAACGCGAGCUGGAAUGGACAGUGCAGGAAACGAUAACGCUCUGCCACGAGCUCAAGCACGGCAUCGAAGACUGCUACGCGCUCCUCGCGCCCAUCGACCCCGGCAGCACCCUGGUCAUGAGCACGCACCGCAACGAAAAGGUCAAGGGGACAAUCACGCGCGUGGGAACACGCCUCGUCAAAGGCACACUCAGCCUGCAGCUGCGGACGCUCCCCGCGCAGCAGCUCGCCAUCUCGCCCCUCGAGCCCAUCCACGUGCCGCCCCUCGACGCCAUCUUCACCAACCUCACGCAGUCAAUCGACCUGCUGGGCCUGCUGCUGGGAAGCACGCCCGCCCCGACCGCGGACAACGUUGCCUCUGCGCUCGCCGCCCUGGCCGAGUGCCUGGCCGAGUCGGCCGGGCUGCUCAAGGGCCCGGCGUCGAGCGAGCCCGACCCGGCGUGGCAGACGGCGUCCUGCCCGGCCCACCACUUCUCGCCCGCCAUGCCGCCCAGCCUGAGCUUCUACGUCACGCUCCAGGAGAGCAGCAUCGUGCUGUGGCUGCGCGCCCUGGAGCCGGCCGGCGCGCCCGUCAAUUUCGGCGUCAAGCUGGGCCUGGCCAUUGGCACCGUCAGGAGGCUGGAGCACGACGAGAUGGACACCGUGUUCCGCUACUGUCCCGACGGCGACGGAAGCUGUGAGCCCAAGAGGGGGCCCGGCGCGGCCCGCACGAGCGGCAAGAGGGACAGGACGGAGAAUGUCUUUGUGCGGGAAAAGGUGAGGAUAGAAAGCGCCGACCCGAGCCUGAUAUCCUUGUAUUCCAAGCUGGGCUUCCUGAGCCACAUGCUGGGCCAGGCCCGGCAUAAUCUUGCCGCGGUCAUGGGUGUGGAGUUGGAUGCCUAG